This is a messenger RNA of Colletotrichum orchidophilum, 1521 nucleotides long. Its product is annotated as N-alkane-inducible cytochrome P450. The transcript has 3 exons. NCBI's taxonomy places the organism in Eukaryota, Fungi, Ascomycota, Sordariomycetes, Glomerellales, Glomerellaceae. The record is from RefSeq and is a predicted model, not a curated record. The coding region runs from base 1 to 1521 and encodes 506 amino acids. Gene Ontology annotation, molecular function: oxidoreductase activity, acting on paired donors, with incorporation or reduction of molecular oxygen, reduced flavin or flavoprotein as one donor, and incorporation of one atom of oxygen; heme binding; iron ion binding.
AUGUUGAUCCCUGCUUUGACGCUUGUUGCGUCUCUUGCAACAGUUCUCUAUUCUCUGUACAUCAUCGUUUCUACACACAUUCUCCGCCACCGCAUGAAGAGAGAAUACGGCACUCUUCCACCCAAGAGGCUACCCCAAAAGGAUCCAAUCUUUGGAACUGACAUUGUCCUUCAGAAUCUGGCUGCUGCGAAAAGAUUUGGCUUUCUUGCUCUUCUAAAGAAGCGCCAUGCCGAGCAAGGUCAGACCUUCACUACGAACACAUACCUACGGACCACCAUCAACACUUGCGACCCUAAGUUGAUCCAGACUGUGCUGUCAAAUCAGUUCGAAGACUUUGGGAUGGGCCCUUUAAGAAGAAAGAGUGCAUCCCCUCUUCUUGGCCGAGGCAUCUUCACCACCGACAACGAGAUCUGGGCCCAUCAGAGAGCACUGAUCAGAUCCAGCUUCAUCCGAGCCCAGGUGACAGACUUCAGCAUCUUUGAAACGCACGUCGAUCAGCUCAUACAACUGAUCACCCGGGAAAAUUACAUUGUCGAUUUGCAACAGUUGUUUUUUCGCAUGGUUCUUGAUUCAAACAGCGAGUAUCUUUUUGGAGAAUCGGUUGGUCUCAUGUCAGAUCACGCUUCCGACUCUGCUCACACUUUCCAUCACGCUCUGGAUUACGCUCAACAAGGCACUAUUCUCCGACUUCGUCUCGGCAACUUGAUGUUCGCCCACAGAGAUGCCAAGUUCAGGGAUUCAUGUAAUAUUGUCCACGCGUAUGCCGACAAGUUCGUCAAGCAAGCCCUUGAAUUCCGUGAGCGUGAGACGCUAUACCCUAUGGAAAAGAAAGACGAGUACACUCGCACGAAGUACGUUUUCCUCAACGAGCUGGCCAAAGACACCGACAACCCCAUCAUGUUGCGCGACCAGAUUGUCAACAUGCUGCUCGCCGCCAGAGACACGACAGCAGGACUGCUGGCAUUUGCCUUCUUCUUGCUGGCACGAGACCCCAGAGUUUGGGACAAGCUCAGAGCCGAUAUACUUGACCAUUACACCGAGCCCUUGACCUAUGAUGCUGUUAUGCAGAUGACAUAUCUGCGCUACGUGCUUCAAGAAACUCUUCGUCUUUUCCCUCCCAUUGCCACUAAUAGUCGCAUGGCCAACAAAGACUGCGUAAUUCCGGUGGGCGGUGGUCCCGACGGACGCUCGCCAAUAUUCGUUGCCAAGAACAACGUCGUCACUUACAGUACGUUCGUCAUGCAUCGUCGCCCAGAGCUCUUUGGCCCUGAUGCUGAGGAAUUCAUCCCGGAGCGUUGGGAGGCCCUCCGGCCAGGCUGGGAGUAUCUGCCCUUCAACGGUGGCCCCCGUGUUUGCCCUGGGCAGAAAUUCGCACUCACCGAGUCGUCAUACACCAUUGCAAGGUUGCUGCAUGCCUUCUCCGGGAUUGAAAAUCUGGAUCCGACUGACUGGCGCGAGCAACUCACCUUAUCCCUGACGUUGAACAAUGGGGUAAAGGUGCGACUCCACCCGGAAGCUUAG